GACUCAGAGCGAACUGGUCAAUUUGAGUUCCAGAACACUUCUGCAGGCUGCUGCAACAAAGGGUGAAAGGUUACACAAAUAUUAAGAGCACACAUCCUUAACAACAUUCUUAACUGAAGAAGAAAAUGUCGUCCACAUGGGAUUAACCUUAUGUGUUAAUUAGAGAUGGAAGUCAAAGAGCGGGAUUUGUUUAGAAAAUUUGUGGAGACAACUUUUCAAUUUACAAAAGCUGAGUCUACUGGUGGGGCAUGUGAUUCCUGGUGGCCUAAUGGUGGAUACGCUCCUGUAGGCUGUGGUGGUGUUGGUGAGCAACUUACACCCGGAGGAGAUCUGACUCCAGUUCCCACUGGUGCUUUUCUUGGAAGCCGUGGGACCGUGAAAGAUUGCACCUGUUUCAAUGUCGGUAGAGAUGUUGAUAAUCUUCGCAAGGCAAUAGUAGGAUUAGGCACUAAUGAACAAGCAAUUAUUGAAAUUCUGACACACAGAAGCAACUGGCAACGUCAACAGAUCUCUAAAGAAUAUAAAGGGGCCGUUGGACGUAAGCUAAUUGAUGAUUUAAAAGGUGACCUUUCUGGUGACUUUAAAAAAGUGAUCACUGCUCUGGUGUUGCCGCCAGCAGUAUUUGAUGCAAAGGAGCUAGAAAGAGCAAUGCGGGGACCUGGUACAGAUGAAAAUACGCUGAUUGAAAUUCUUGCUACAAGGAGCAAUCAACAAUUAAAAGAAAUAAAGGAAGCCUACCAUUCAGAAUUUAAAGGGGACUUGGCAAAGGAUAUUGCUGCAGAAACAUCUGGGGAUUUUAGAAGGGCUUUACUCAUUUUGCUAGAGGCAAGGAGGGAUGAAAACUGUCAGGUUGUGGAUGAAAGGCUUUUUAGAAGCGAUGCCCAGGCUCUUUACAAGGCUGGUGAGAAGAGACUAGGGACAGACGAAGCUAAAUUUAUAGAAGUCCUGUGCUUAAGGAGCCCUGCUCAGUUACAAAUAACAUUUGAAGAGUACAAAGCAGUUACCAACAGAAGCAUAGAAGACAGCAUUAAAAGCGAAAUGUCUGGGGAUCUGAAGAAUUUGAUGUUGACAAUGGUUAGUUGUUCGAAGUCUACACCUGCCUACUUUGCAGAAAGAAUCCACCAAAGUGUUAAGGGUCUUGGCACUGAUGAGAAUGCUCUCUCAAGAAUCAUGGUCAGCAGGUCAGAAAUUGACCUCUUGGAUAUUCAAGACGAGUAUUUGAAACUGUAUGGCAGAUCCUUGUACGCUACUAUCAAGGAUGAAACUUCUGGAGAUUACGGGACUACUUUGCUUAAACUCUGCGGAACAGGAAAUUAGACAGCCAUUAAACAGAUGAACAAAUUAAUGGUUCCACUUAGACUUUAAUGUAGAGAAUAGAUGAGUUUAUAUAAUAUUUAAUUAGAAUGAAAUAAAUAACAAUUAAUUGUCUAGCAAUAAUCCACAAUAUUGUAUCUAAAUUGCUCAGUUUUACAAGUGUGAUAACAGACAGAUUGGUUUCUGCUUCCUCUGAAGGAUGUUAAAUCAGAUUACAGAAUGGAGUUUAAUGUUCAGAUCUUUUAUUUACUCUAAUCUCUGACUCUGGGAGUUCUGCUGUAAAGUGUUCCCAUUUUAGGAUUGAUCUAAAUAGGGGAGUGUAGAAAUUGUUGCCUGGAAUUAGAUAUAAACCACAGGUAGUGUUGUGUAUGCCAUUUGUUAUUUUUAGAUUAGCAAAAUUUAUCAGUUACAUUAUCCAUCAUUUAACUAUUAGACUUGAUUUUGCUUUCUAUAAUCUUAUCAUUGCAUACAGAUGGUGAAAAUUACCAUCUGGAUAGUCAAAUGUCUUUUCUCCAAUUUUUCGUUCAAUCCCUAUGCUAGUAAAGGCCAGUCAUUGUCAUUGCAAAUCCAAUGUCUUUAUCCAACAUCUUCAGCCUCAUACAAUGAGUCCCCUAUUGAUCAUUUUACAAUAAUAUAGUCAGUAUUGGACUUGUACUAAUGAUCAACUGAUAUGUAAAGGUCAAUAAACGUGGGAUAAAAUGUACCUGAUAGAGUGAGAACUACAUAAAUUGUUAUACCACAACUAAAUGUUAAAAAGCUGUUUGCCUUAAUUUUUUUGUCCUAAGACCUGAGAUGCAUACAGUCUUCGUGUAGAGUAGAAGAACUAUAUCCAUUUCAGUGAGUCUCCAGAUCAUGUGAGAGUUGUGGAAAGCAAUAAAUUACAUAAGAUGGUAUUAUAGUGUACUCAUGCUGAUAAAAUUUUGCCUAUCAUAUUUUGCCAUGUCAAACAUGGUAAAGUAAUCAGGUGUACACCUACUGAUUGGUGUUGACCACUUUAUAAUAAUUCAUAGGUAUUCUAGCGUUCAUUUUGAAAUUAAAAAUUAAUCUGUAGCAGCAUAUCUUUAGUAAGCUGCUAAACUAAUUAUAACCAAUUUGCUUCUUCAGAAUCAUAGCUAUUAACUAUUAAUGAUUUGCUUUGUUUGGAGAUAUCUUUACUUCAAAGUUAUGCCAACUUUAGUUCUGUUCAACGGCACUUUUCAUAUUUUGCUUUGUAACAUCUCUGUUUUAUCUUAAUAAAGAAACAAGUAACAAAUA
Molecule: messenger RNA, 2568 nt
Organism: Carcharodon carcharias (great white shark)
Lineage: Eukaryota; Metazoa; Chordata; Chondrichthyes; Lamniformes; Lamnidae
Gene: anxa3a
Product: annexin A3a
Exons: 15
Coding region: 166-1317 (383 amino acids)
Cellular component (GO): cytoplasm
Molecular function (GO): calcium-dependent phospholipid binding; phospholipase inhibitor activity; calcium ion binding
Source: RefSeq, a predicted model, not a curated record